UAGAUCUGCUUCUUAACAUGGUUAUCAGAAGAGAGCUAUUGCUGAAAGUCUGAUUUAUAGAGAAACCAUGGUUCGACUGACCUUGGAUCUAAUUGCCAAAAACAGCAAUCUUAAACUCCGGAAAGAAGAAACCACUUCACAAUACUUGAAGAAAAUAACUCAUAUAAACUUUUCAGACAAAAAUAUAGAUGCAAUUGAAGACCUCUCUCUUUGCAAAAAUCUUAGUGUUUUAUAUUUGUAUGAUAACCGUAUUAGUCAAAUCACUAACUUGAAUUAUGCCACAAAUCUGACCCAUUUAUACCUACAAAACAAUUGUAUUUCAUGUAUAGAGAACCUCAGGUCAUUAAAGAAACUGGAAAAACUGUAUCUGGGAGGCAAUUACAUUGCUGUCAUAGAAGGUUUAGAAGGAUUAAACGGACUAAGAGAGCUUCAUGUUGAGAGUCAGAGGCUUCCCCUUGGAGAAAAGCUCUUGUUUGAUCCAAGAACUCUUCAUUCUCUGGCAAAGUCCCUCUCUAUAUUGAAUAUCAGCAAUAAUAAUAUUGAUGACAUAAGAGACUUGGAAAUACUGGAGAAUCUUAAUCAGCUCAUAGCAGUUGACAACCAACUUCUGCAUGUGAAGGAUUUGGAGUUUUUACUGAACAAGUUGACGAAGCUGUGGAAAAUGGAUCUAAAUAGAAAUCCUGUUUGUCUCAAACCAAAAUACAGAGAUAGACUGAUACUGGGGUCCAAAUCACUGGAGUUUCUUGAUGGAAAAGCAAUUAAAAAUAUGGAAAGACAAUUUCUAAUGAAUUGGAAAGCAUCCAAAGAUGCCAAGAAAACCAGCAAGAAAAGGAACAGUAAAAACGAGGAUACAAGUAACUCAUACAUAAGUAACUUUGAAACAACACAUCACAUAGUUCCUGUUUAUUACCCACAGGUGGGUAAGCCAAAAUUAGUUUUUUUCUCUGAUGUACCAAAAUACCUUGCAAAUGGAAAUGCACUUCCAGAAGGCUCCCAAGAAGAUAACCCUAAAAUUAUUGAAGAGUCGGGGAAUCUCUUUGAAAGAAUGUGAAAGCUUGCUGACAAAAAAAUGAUGUACAUGAACCUCACCCUCUUCUUAAUUCAAAAGUAAAAGAAAAUCUGUAAAAAAACGAGUAAAUUCA
This is a messenger RNA of Camelus dromedarius (Arabian camel), 1142 nucleotides long. RefSeq names its product protein phosphatase 1 regulatory subunit 42 (gene PPP1R42). NCBI's taxonomy places the organism in Eukaryota, Metazoa, Chordata, Mammalia, Artiodactyla, Camelidae. The coding region runs from base 68 to 1051 and encodes 327 amino acids. The transcript is spliced from 8 exons. The record is from RefSeq and is a predicted model, not a curated record. Gene Ontology annotation, molecular function: protein binding.